Messenger RNA from Pseudozyma hubeiensis SY62, 3378 nucleotides. RefSeq lists its product as hypothetical. NCBI's taxonomy places the organism in Eukaryota, Fungi, Basidiomycota, Ustilaginomycetes, Ustilaginales, Ustilaginaceae. Gene Ontology annotation, molecular function: metal ion binding. The record is from RefSeq and is a predicted model, not a curated record. The transcript has a single exon. Bases 1 to 3378 code for a protein of 1125 amino acids.
AUGCCAGCAGACGGCUCAGCUGCUGCUCCGCUCGUCAAUGGCGUCCCUUCUGUACACGACAAUUUCGAUCUGAUCACUCGCUAUGACCUCGACUAUGCCCCAGGCAUGUCGGUCGAAAAGUGGAGGUCCCGCAAGACCGGCCUCACCGUGCUCUGGGCCAACUUUGACUCGCCACUCCUCAACUGCUACAUGACGCUUGCCUCGGAGAUCUUUGAGGACUCCGGUGUUCCACAUACCCUCGAGCAUCUCAUCUUUCUUGGCUCUGACCUCUACCCUUUCAAAGGUGUCUUGGACACCUUGGCCAACAGGGCCUUCGCCAGCGGCACAAACGCAUGGACCGCCAACGACCACACCGCCUACACCCUCACCACCGCCGGCUCGGACGGCUUCCUUCGCAUGCUUCCCGUCUAUCUCGAUCAUGUCUUCUUCCCUACUUUGACCAACGAGGGCUUCGUAACCGAGGUCUACCACGUCAACGGCAAAGGUCAGGAUGCGGGUGUCGUCUUCAGUGAGAUGCAAGGCCGUGAAAACUCGCCCGCCGAUCUCAUGGAGCUCAAGUCGCAGCGCAUGCUCUAUCCGACUUCUUCGGCUUACCGUUCCGAGACUGGUGGUCUCAUGUCGGCGCUUCGUGUGCUCAACAUCGACAAGAUUCGCGACUACCACCACCAGUACUACGCCCCUCACAAUGCAGCUCUCGUCGUGUGCGGUCCCUUGGCACGAGCUGACCUCCUCAACUCGCUCGCACCCGUCGAGGACCGUCUCGUCACCAAGCGUGAUGCCCAGCCUGAAGGACCCCGCGGAUGGAAACGCCCUUUCGUCGAGACCGAGUCUGCCGUCCCGCCCACCAUCGAUGGCUCCAAGACAGAACAACCUGGUCUCGAUCCAGCUGAUCCGCCUGCUGAAGGUUCGCAACCUGACUCGAAGCGACGACGUGCUUUCAUCGAUUUUCCAGAGAAGGACGAGAGUGUUGGCGAGAUUCAGAUCUCGUGGGUCGGUCCCAAGUUCCAGGACUGGAUGACUAACGAAGCCGUCAACAUCCUCAGCACGUACCUUACCGAUUCGCCCGUCUCUGCUAUCCAAGAGGCCUUUGUCGAGCGAGACGAUCCACUCUGCACUGACGCUUACAUCGGGUCAUCCGACAAAGCUGGCGCAAGCCUGCUCUCCGCCUACUUCUCCUCCGUCCCCUCUGACCAACUCGACCGUCUCGACCAGCAGGUCGUCGACCUCUUGGCCGGCAUUGUUAGGGAAGGAAUGGACAUGGACAGGAUGCACAUGGUGAUCAAGCGCGACAAGCUCAAGGUGCUUUCGCAGCUCGAGACCAAGCCCGCCGACUCGUUCGCCGAUCUUCUCAUCACCGAUUUUCUCUACGGCGAUCGCUCCGGCGAUGACCUCCACAAGGCGCUACAGGACAUGAAGCGCUACGAUGAGCUGCUCUUGUGGAAGAAUGAGCAGUGGACAGAUUUGCUGCAAAAGUUCUUUGUUGACAACGCGAGACUCGUGGUCAUUGGCCGUCCAUCCUCGGCGCUCUCGGAUAAGCUCAAAGCAGACACCAAGGCGCUCGAGGAGGAGAGGAAGCAGAAGCUAGGAGAGAGGGGGCUAAAGAAACUCGAACAUCAGCUUGAAGAAGCCAAGAAGGAGAAUGACCGACCGAUUCCGGACGAGAUGCUGAAACAGUUCAAGAUCCCCAGCACCGAGAGUAUCAAGUGGAUUCCCGUGGGCACAGCCCAGGUGCUGCCGAUCCCCAGCAAGCAACAGGCAAACGGCGAGACGACUGUCUACGGUAUGCAAGUCUCGACCACCGCCGACGAUCUCGACCGCAAGAUCCAAGCGCACGUCGAUGCGGAUCCGGCCACGUUGCCUUACUUUGUGCAGUUCGACCAUGUCAGCUCCGCCUUUGUCUCGAUCUCGCUCGUCUUUGCCACCACAGACCUGCCCAAAGAGCUGCGUGCGCAGAUGCAGCUCUAUCUAUCAGUUCUCUUCUCGCUCCCCGUCGUCAAACAGGACGGCUCGAACACCGCGUUGACUUACGAAGAGGUGGUCAAAGGCCUGGACGAAGACACGCUCGAGUACGAUGUCUCCCUCGGCAGCGGUGGCUUCGGCGAACUCGUCUGUGCCGAGCUCAAGCUCGAACGUGCCAAUUACGAAAAGGGAAUUGCCUGGCUGCGGGAUCUUUUCUUGGGCAGUCAGUUCGCCAUCGACAGACUCAAAGUGUCCAUCAGCAAGAUCAUCCAAAGUCUUCCCGAACAAAAGCGAAACGGGCGCGCAAUCGCCUCCGCCCUCAGCCGUUCCCUCACCCACGACGGGGACAAGUCAACCAACUUGGCUAACAGCAUUUUGAACCUGGUUAAGACGAUGCCAGAGCUGCAGGAUAAGCUGAACAGCGACCCGGAGAAGGUGGUUGCGGAUUUCGAGCGGAUUCGAUCGACGCUUGUACGACCGGAGAACCUGCGCGUUUCGGUCUCGGGCGAUAUCUUGGCGUUGGAGCGGCCGAAGAGUGCGUGGUCGGAGCAUUUCACUCGGGUCGAGUGGGUGCAAGGAUCGCCGAAGGACACUUUGCCGGUUCCGUGGAGCAAGGAUAUGUUGACGAAGCUGGGGAAGAAUCCUUCUCGCAAAGGGUUGAUCACCGCUCUGCCGACAGUGGAGAGCUCGUAUUCGUAUUUCACAUCCAAAGGAAUUCCGUCGUACACUCAUCCUGACGGACCGGCGCUGGUCACCACUAUCACGAUCCUGAACGCGAUGGAGUCGUAUCUAUGGAGAUACAUCCGAGGUGCAGGUUUGGCGUACGGUGCCAGUAUCGCCUCGAAUCCGGAGAGCGAGCUGAUCCACUUCAGUCUCUACCGAUCGCCCGACUCUGCCAAGGCGUUCCUGGAAGCCAAGAAGGUCAUCCAAGCACUGUGCGUCGACAAAUCCUCAUCUCGAUCCGGUGACGAUCUGGUGCUGGAGAUCGACGAAACAACGCUGGAAUCGGCGAAAUCUUCGUUGCACUUCAACGUCGCCGAAGCCGAGGGCACGGUCUCGGGUGCUGCUCAGGAGAGCUUCUUCGACCAGGUGUUGAAGCAGGCACCGAAGAACCGCGGCAAGUUGCUGUUGGAGGCGGUGAGGGAGGUCAAGUUGGAGGACGUGCGGGAGUGUUUGAAGAAGUACAUUUUGCCGCUGUUUGAUGCGGAGACGAGUACGGCUGCGGUGGUGGCGCCGGUGGGGAAGGUGGAGGAGAUGAAGAGGAAGUUGGAGGAGGCGGGGUAUGCGAUGGAGAUGGUGGAGAUUGAUCUGGGCAAGGACGAGGAGGGAAGUGAGGAUGGGAGUGAGAGCGGGAGCGGGAGCGGGAGUGACGAGGAGGGGGAGAGCGAGAGCGAGAGUGAGGAGGAGGGUGGACGAUAG